Eurytemora carolleeae is the source of this 2741-nucleotide messenger RNA. RefSeq lists its product as uncharacterized. The coding region runs from base 187 to 1380 and encodes 397 amino acids. The transcript has 2 exons. The record is from RefSeq and is a predicted model, not a curated record. Lineage: Eukaryota; Metazoa; Arthropoda; Copepoda; Calanoida; Temoridae.
AGCAGUAUAGCAGUACAGUAGGUCGAACAUUUUGCCUGAAUUUGUUGCACUGUAUCGACUUGCCUGAUCUGGCUGGUUUGCCUGAAAUUCUUGUACUGACACGACCUCUCCCCGACUCCAGAGCACUGGCAGGUAGCCUCGUAGAUUUUCAAUCAGCUGAUCUCACAUACUAUACACUGCCACAAAAUGGGUCCAAAAAAUCGCAAAAAGUUUAUUUGCGUAAAAUGUGAGCGAAAAUUUCUCACAGAGAACGCAGCCUGGACACACAUAUCAUUUGAGCAUCCAGGGAACCCAGAUUUAUCCGUAGAAAUACAAUGCUGUAACUGUAAUCAACAAUUUUUAAAUUUAUCAGAACAUGACCAACAUGUGCUUGAAAUACACCAUGAGAAACAAAUAGAACCAGAACCAACUCUUUGCAUUAGCGGCGAUGAAACACCUAUUUGUAAAUCCAAAUAUAAAUAUUAUUGUUCUCUCUGCAGUAGAAAGUUUGGUUCAGAGAAUGCGCUAUGGACCCAUGCAGCUUUUAAGCAUGUAGACAAUUGUCAAGAUCUUUCUACGCAAUAUUACUGUGAUCCGUGUAAACUAGUUUUUGAAUCGUUGCAGGAGUUUAAUCAGCAUCAGGAGAUCUCUUUAGAACCUAAUAAUGCAGAGUCACCUGCAGAUUUUGAUCCCAGAGAGAACGGGUCCAAGGUUCCGGUUCAGGAACGAGAUUUGUCGUCGGAGAUAUUGCUCAUGUCAACUAUAUUAACCAAUGACCUGCUGGAAGAGCAUGUCGGGGUACUGGAGCGGAAGGUUGAGUACUUGGAGGAGUAUAUGAGAAACCUGAUGAGCAAUUUAUUGAGUAUACCUGAACCCAGCCCUUCUCCUGAUAUUGUUCGACCUAGGAUGGAAAGACGGGAUAGCCUUGAAGACCAUAAUUAUAGCUGUGAGAGUCCUAUGCCCCUGGAGGACCCGGAAAACCAGGAUGUUGAAGAAGAAGACCGACGGACGGAGCUGAGUAUGGGAAUAGAGUUCGGAGAAACAAUAUGUGAAGGAUCCUACCUCGAGGUUUGUAGAGAGGAAACCGUCGUGGAUACACCUCACCAGGAGGAACAGGAGAUGGAUACAGAUCAGGUUCUUCAGGAUAUCCGGCUCCAGAUACAUCAUCUGGAUAUACCUACCUUGGAAAACCUAGUUAAUUCUGAUCUUCAAACUUUUGAUUUACCUUUCUAUGAUCUACCUGAUUCUACAGUACAAGAUACAUUAGAUGAAUCCCAAGCUGAAACUAAGACCCGGAGAAAACUAUCCCGGAGCCGAGCACUGCCAACCCAGGAUGCGGAGGGAGGAAUGGAAACUGGAAGAAAACGUUCUCAAUCCCGUCCUACCCUAGCAUCAGCGUAAUAAUAUUCAAUCAGUCAUCUUUUCUAAGAAUUCAGAUAGGACUCGACCUUCCUGCAGAAUGGAUGAUCGCGGUCACAGCACCUUGAUGGAAUGAUUUCAAAUCAUUUUUUCGAAAUCAUUAGGUUCAUAAUAAUUAAUAACGUUUUGCCGUGUACAAAGUUUUUAAAUGAUUUAAGUUUUAUUUCCAAUGACUUGGAACUUGGUAGUGAUCAAUUUUCUCUAUUUGAAUAACACAAUAGUCACAUUUUAGAAAAAUAGUUAAGCAAAUGUUUUCUCACAUUUUUUUUUAUGAUAUUGAAGUUUUAAGAACGUAAAUUGUUUUCAAGAAGGCAAGGUGUCAAACGUUUUAUUACAAGAAUAUCUAUUUAGAAAUCUGUACCUGUUUUUUUUAUAAAAACAGUAAAUAAAUACCCCUCCCCCUUGCCAAGAAAAAAACUGCGUACCCCAAUUGUUAUUUCCUGGUCAUUGAAGAAUAUAUUGUUAAAAUUUUUCCUAUUUAUUUAUACUUAUCCUAAAUCCAACAUUAAAUCACUAAAUUGCUCCUAUUUAAGCAUUUUGAUAUUGUUAUUUAGAUCAAAAAAGGAAGUUUUUAAAACAUAGAUACCUCUCUCAGCUCUCUCCUCUAAUUAUAAUAAGAUUUUUUUUCACAAAGAAAUAAUAAAAAAUGACUCGUUAAAUGUUACAGAUUUGAUAAAUGUUAUAAAUGUUUUUAGUGUUCAAAUUAAUUGCUUUUACAUCAUGUAAUACCAGUUGUAUUCGAGUAUUUUCCUAAAUUCCCCCCUUCCAUUAAGUACAGGGUUCACCACAACGGAUGAGAUAAGAAGACGACUUGAUUCCAAUGUUAAAUUAAAUGUUAUUUAAUGAUACUGCAACAAAAAGAAACAUGUCUACAGUUGUAGAGAAUUGUUAAUAAAAAGGAACAUACAGUUUUAAUUCCGUACAGUCUUCUCUGAAGUUUCAUCCUCUCAGGGUAGCUCAAAAACUGAAGUUGUAGAUUUUUUAUAAAUUCUAAUUCGUCAUACGAUCAACCAUUUGCGGGGGGUCAUUUUAGGAAGGUAUGAAUCUUUAAAAUUGUUGUGUAAACAUAGAUUUGCCUGUACAACCCAUUAUUUAUACAUUUUUCAUCUUCAUACCCUAAAUGAAAGACUGUUUUUAGCAGAGAAAUAACAUAUUUCUGUGAUAAUAAAUCUUAGUCCAAUUUUUAAAAGCAACUACUGCCUGUUAAAAAUCUUCAAUCCUGUAUGUUCGGAUAAUCACAAACGACUGUCUUGUUUCUUAACUCUUAGUUCUCUUAUUAGUGUUCAGAUUUUAUUGAUAAAUGUUUCUUAUUCUGUUAGAACUCAAUAAAUUGAUUGCUGAAA